Molecule: messenger RNA, 414 nt
Organism: Funneliformis geosporum
Lineage: Eukaryota; Fungi; Glomeromycota; Glomeromycetes; Glomerales; Glomeraceae
Source: the annotation of a GenBank genome assembly
AUGGCUGAUAAAUUUCAUAUCAGACCUAAGCGUGUCUAUGAAAUAUGGGAUAAUAAAGAACGCCUCCAGCAAGGGGUGGUCCCAGAGGAAUCGGUCAUUUCAUCUCAGCCUACUUUGGAUAAAAAUUCCCAAACUGAUAAGACAGAACGGACUCUUGAAGUAGUAUCCCUCCCGGCUACAGAGAUUCCAAAAAAGAAUAGUCGAAAAAAGAAGGUUAAAAUAGAUAAGAAGCCGGUUACUGAGGCAACUAGUAUGGUGGAAAAAAAUAACAAAAAUGACAUGGUCUCUUCCUCUGAUAAUUCUUCUGAUACAUCCCAAGAAGACAGGGUGGAAUCUCUUUUUAAAAAUCUAGUUAAUCGUGGUGAAAAGCUUAAGCUUAAGAGUUUAACAACUAAUACCACUCCCCUUAUAUAA